CAACUCAAAACGUGCAGACCCAGCAACUCAGGGGAUGCUGAACUGAGAGGAAAGGAGAUGCAUUUGCAACUCUUGCUUGUGCAAAAUACACGUUGGGUCACGGUGGGUGGCUUCCGGGUUCCUGGACCUCUUGCAAUAUCUUACCAGAAGUCAGAAGCCCCAGCCCCACAACCGUGAUAAGUAAGGCUUUGGUUGCAGGGCAGGGGCAGCACCUUCCUGUUUUGCCUUAGGUGGCAAAACAGGAUGGGCUGCCCCUGGGCUCUUGUCCAUUUUAACUUGAGUGCCUUUGUGUUUACCCUGGCAAAACAAUCCUAUUGACACAACCAAUGGGCAGCAAAUUCCUGUCACUAACAACAGAGCCCUGGGAAACUUAUCUCAGUGGUAUAUUUGAAGGGAAACAGGAUAAUACUCUAAGUCUCUCUAUAGAGCAGUUUGCAAACCAGGGGGGAAAGAGAACAGUCUGGGCAACUUUGAUCACAGGUAAGUAGUCCUAAGCUUUCUUCCCUACUUCAGCUAAGACUAUUUACUAUUUGAGCCUGUAGUCUGGCAGUUUGGGCUAAUGGUCUAGGCACCUGGGUGACAGAUAAUACCCUGCACUGCUCAGCAAGUCCAUAACCCCAGGAUUGCUCAAAACUGUUUUCCCCAGAACAGAAGUAAGGUAAAGGUAAAGGGACCCCUGACCAUUAAGUCCAGUCACAGACGACUCUGGGGUUGCGUCGCUCAUCUCACUUUAUUGGCUGAGGGAGCUGGCAUACAGCUUCUGGGUCUUGUGGCCAGCAUGACUAAGCUGCUUCUGGCAAACCAGAGAAGCGCACAGAAACACCAUUUACCUUCCCGCUGGAGCGGUACCUAUUUAUCUACUUGCACUUCAUGCUUUCAAGCUGCUAGGUUGGCAGGAGCAGGGACCGAGCAACGGGAGCUCACCCCGUCGUGGGGAUUCAAACUACCGACCUUCUGAUCAGCAAGCCCUUGGCUCAGCAAUUUAACCCACAGUGCCACCCAAAAGCUUGAGCUCAGCUCAAAAGGUGGUAUUAGAUAGAGUUGGAUCCAUUGGAAGAUGGAUAGUGAUUUGCAGUAGAUCCAAAAGGGUUUCUUAUGUCACCUCCAGUCUAUCAUUAUUCUGUGGGAGGGAUUUAAUCACAAACGGGAAAUUUAGGGUUGUGUACACACUAUGCCUUUAAAAUCCAUUCAAAGCCCAUUUUCCCCCUCAAAUAAUUUUGGGCACUAUAGUUUGCCCCUUGCAGAGUUGCAAUUCCCAGCAAACCCUUAAGCAAGUACUGUGUCCAGAAUUAUUUGAGAGAAAUAAUGAGCUUCAAAGGUGAUUUAAGCAUGUAGUGUAUACAAAAAUAAAAAGAAUCCUGGACUUUUUGCAGUUUGGGGGAGUGGCAGGGUUAAAAGUAUGCAAAGGGUAGGGGCAUGGGGGAGAAAUAUGAUUCAGUUCACAUUUAAAGGUGAGGCUGCUUAAACCACAUUUAAACAAUACACAGACUGAAACAGCACCAUCCUUUGAGAUUUGCACUUCUUUAAAUUUUGCAAUGCUGUUCUCCAGCCAAGCACUAGGGUACUGUGUGCAUAAAAAUGCAUAUAUUCAUAAUAGCAACAUACAAACUGCAUUAUAUUUUUGAAAACUGCUUGUGGUUUGUCUUUUUGAAAGGGGGAAAGGAUGGAUUAUACCUUGGAAGACACACAACGGAAGGAGAAACUUCUGAGGACUGUUUAUGCCCUCCAAGUUAAAUCAGAUGCCACAUUUCAGAAAGCCAGCCCUCUCCUGAACAGCCACCCUGGUACAGGCAUGGUGACAGAACACCAAGUGCACCAGCUGGCCGAGAAAGCCAAGGUCAUCUGCCAUGACCUGGACAAUAUCAAAAACUCCCUUUACUACCGGCAAGAUGAACUGGUGCAGCAGAUCCCAAACCCCAACGGCAACCAUUAUGGAGGUGUGUGUGGAAUUCACUGCUCACUCGAUGGCCUUAUCUACAUGACUAGUGAAAAUGCACCAAGGGUUCACUUCCUCAACCGCUCAGGCCAAACUUUUCAGUCUAUACCAUGUGUGGAAUGGAAGAAGAAUGAGACUUUUUUGCCAGAGGACGUGACCGUGACUAGGGCAGGGAUGGUGGCAAUUACAGACCUGGUCAAUGGGACUGUCCGCAUCUUCAACAACCACUCCAAGUUCUCCAAGGGAGAAUGGCUAAGAAUUGGAAAGUUUUGUUCCCCCAGGGGAAUUGGAGUGGAUACAUCUGGAAAGAUUUUGGUGGCCGACUACACGGAAGGAAAAGUUCAUAGCUUUGCCCUUGACCGUGCUUUCAAGGUGCAAAGCACCCACUCUGUCUCCAACCUGCGUGGGCCACGCUACGUGUGCUUGGCCCCAGAAGGAGGGUUUGUGGUGAGUGAAGAAUGUGGUGAUGUCAAGCUCUUCAGUAGCAACCACAAACUGGUCUCUUCCAUCAGCAGCAAAUAUGGCCACUGCUUUGGCAAUCCCUCCGGGGUCUGCGCUGAUAGAGAAGGCAACAUCAUUGUGGCUGAUGAACAGCACCAGAAAGUCCACUUGUUUCCCAGGAGUGGGUCUCCCAUCUGCCUGGUAUCUAAAGGUCUGCAGAGACCAAUGGGAAUAGCUUGUUCCACCCAGGGGUUGCUGUUAGUUGCCGAUAGUGGAGAUAACUAUGUCAAAGUCUUCAAGUACCGUGUGAGACCCCAUUACAGCUCUGACAAUCUUUGUAUACCUAGUGACAGUCCAAACCUAACACCUAGAGGGAGAGCAGAGUAGGAUUAUUCCAUAAUUCACCUCCAGGCAUCUUCUGCAUUGACCUCUGCCACACUACCUCAUCUGACAGUACAGUCAGUUAUCCAAGUUUUUCUAGCACUCAAAAGGACUUGCUGCAGCAAACUACACCUUUGUCACAUGGUGGACUCGAGCUAAACAGCUUAGAUCCCGAUAUCUGACCCAUAUCCAUAUCUUGGAUGUUAUGACUGGCAGAGGGGGCCCUUUUGGUAGUUCCAGUACUCUCAGAAGUUCAAGGUGGCCUGGAGAGGGCAUUCUCUGUGGCAGCCCCUACAUUGUGGAAUUUCCUCCCCACAGAGAUGCGACUGGCACUUUCAUUAUGCCAAAGACACACCUUCUUCCUGGCCUUUGACACGUGAUAUAUAUAGUUUUAGGGCCCGUGCUAUUCUCUUGACUGCAAUUUGUUUUAAAAUGAUUUUAAAUCACCCACCUGUGAUUCCCAACAAGUGGUAUUCAGAGGCAUACUGCCACUGACAGCAGAGGUAGAACAUAACCUUUGUGGCUAGCCCUAGCUGGCAUGGGAGUUGUAGUCCAAAGCAGCUGGAGGGCACUUGGUUGGUGAAGGCUGUACUACCACAUCUGAAGCUAGCUUAGGGGCUACAGGGCAGGCUGUGAAGCUCAUAUAGUUCUGUCCUCCAACACCAGCCAUUGCCCCUGGCAUCUAACAGUGACCGUCACACCCUGCCCAAUGGUAGGGCUGGCCCAGUAUAGCCCUUGAGGAAGAAACCUGGUUCUUCUAAAGAGCCAGAGCCUUUUAGGAGCCACAGACAUGCCAUUAUUAUUAAAGAGAAAGUUUUCUCUAAUGUAUGUUUUCAUGAAAAGUAAGAUUAGCUGAAUUAUAUUUGUCACUGGUAAUGUUAACAACUAGAGUAAAUUAUAAUAAAAUUAUCUGAUCACAGACCAUAGCGGGACAUUCAGAAGGUCAAAGUAAUAAAAGAGGUCAAAGACUC
This is a messenger RNA of Podarcis lilfordi (Lilford's wall lizard), 3729 nucleotides long. The record is from the annotation of a GenBank genome assembly. NCBI's taxonomy places the organism in Eukaryota, Metazoa, Chordata, Lepidosauria, Squamata, Lacertidae.